AGCUCCGGACGCGCAGACGCGCGCCCGUCCCCGCCCCCGCCCGCAGAGGCCCCGCCCCGCGUCACGUGAGCGCCGCGUCAGCUGACCAGGCGCGCAGGGAGGAGAAAGGCCGGGCGGCUUUCUGGCGCGAUGAGGUUCCGGUUCUGCGGUGAUCUGGACUGUCCUGACUGGGUCCUGGCGGAGAUCAGCACGCUGGCCAAGAUUUCCUCCGUGAAGCUGAGGCUGCUGUGUAGCCAGGUGCUGAAAGAACUCCUGGGACAGGGGAUUGACUACGAGAAGAUCCUGAAGCUCACCGCCGAUGCCAGGUUUGAGUCGGGCGAUGUCAAGGCCACGGUGGCAGUGCUGAGUUUCAUCCUCUCCAGUGCAGCCAAGCACAGCGUGGAUGGCGAGUCCUUGUCCAGCGAACUGCAGCAGCUGGGGCUGCCCAAAGAGCACGCGGCCAGCCUCUGUCGCUGUUAUGAGGAGAAGCAGAGUCCUCUACAAGAGCACCUGCGGGCCUGCAGCCUGCGUGUGAAUAGGCUGGCGGGCGUGGGCUGGCGCGUGGACUACACCCUGAGCUCCAGCCUGCUUCGGUCGGUGGAAGAGCCCAUGGUGCAUCUGAGGCUGGAGGUGGCAGCUGCCUCGGGUGCCCCGGCCCAGCCUGUGGCCAUGUCCCUCUCAGCAGACAAGUUCCAGGUCCUCCUGGCAGAACUGAAGCAGGCUCAGACCCUGAUGAGCUCCCUAGGCUGAGGAGAAUGGUGUUUGGGGCCCCUGUGGAGCCGCCUUGCCCGUGUCGAGUUGCUGCCCCCCAAACUCUUGAGGGGUGGCUCCAGCUCCAGGACCCUGGAGGCCUGGCCUCCCAGAUCUCUGGCUUGCCAGGUUACCACUUGAGAAUUCAGCAUAAGGAUUCUGAGGAUUUUUCCAGCAUUGCCCUCCCUCCCCCACGAGAGGCACUUGUCAACAGUUUUCACAAGCAGGAAGAAUAAACAGAAGUGUAAAGGA
This is a messenger RNA of Felis catus (domestic cat), 981 nucleotides long. RefSeq names its product COMM domain containing 4 (gene COMMD4). NCBI's taxonomy places the organism in Eukaryota, Metazoa, Chordata, Mammalia, Carnivora, Felidae. The coding region runs from base 130 to 729 and encodes 199 amino acids. The transcript has 8 exons. The record is from RefSeq and is a predicted model, not a curated record.